UGCACUGCCUCCUUCCCAGAAUGCACUGUUUCCUCAUCUCCCAAGGUCCCAUCUACCUAAUUUCUUUCUGUGCCUGGGUCACCUGAAUGGCAUCUCCUCUAAGAAUUCUUUUGUAUCCAUCGUCUGCUUCUCCUUUAUCACAAUCUUAAGUAACCAAGAAGAAUGGUUCAAGGCAGAGCUUGGGAGCCAAGAAGGAUAUGUGCCCAAGAAUUUUAUAGACAUCCAGUUUCCUGAAUGGUUCCAUGAAGGUCUCUCACGACACCAGGCAGAAAACCUCCUCAUGGCCAAAGAGCCUGGUUUCUUCAUCAUCCGGGCCAGCCAGAGCUCCCUGGGGGACUUCUCCAUCUCUGUCAGGCAUGAGGAUGAUGUUCAGCACUUCAAAGUGAUGAGAGACAACAAGGGUAAUUACUUCCUGUGGACAGAGAAGUUUCCAUCCCUCAAUAAGCUGGUGGACUACUACAGGACGACAUCCAUUUCCAAACAGAAGCAGAUCUUUCUGCGGGACAAAACCCAAGAAGAUCAGGGUCGCCGGGGCAACAGCCUGGACCGGAGGCCCCAGGGAGGCCCACACCUCAUCGGGGCCAUGGGAGAAGAAAUCCGGCCUUCGAUGAACAGGAAGCUGUCAGACCAGCCCCCUCCCGCUCCCUCUCAAUAUGCCCCGGGACCCCCAUCAGGGCAGCAGCGGUAUCUCCAGCACCCCCAUUUUCACCAGGACCGCCGUGGAGGCAGCCUUGACAUAAAUGAUGGGCACUGUGGCAUGGGCAUGGCCAGCGAAAUGAAUGCCGCCCUCAUGCACCGGAGACACACGGACCCAGUGCAGCUGCAAGUGGCCGGGCGAGUGCGGUGGGCCCGGGCGCUGUAUGACUUUGAGGCCCUGGAGGAUGACGAGCUGGGGUUCCGCUGUGGAGAGGUGGUCGAGGUCCUGGACAGUUCCAACCCAUCCUGGUGGACUGGACGCCUGCACGACAAGCUGGGCCUCUUCCCUGCCAACUACGUGGCACCCCUGAGCCGAUGAAGCCCUUCUGGGGGAGUCAGAAGCCGUUGCCUGAAGCUGCCUGCAAGAGAAGGGACCAGGAAGAAAAGCUGGAACUACACAGACACACGUUCAUAGGUGCAGACACGGAGACCUGCGUGAGCACAUAUUAUGAUAGUAAUUUAUUGGCAGUUGGGGUAACUGGCUGGAAUGAAAGGAACUCGGGUGAGAACUAUAUUUAUACUUCUUUUUCUGCUCCCCUCAGCGGCAGGCAAUGGGGAAGUUGGGGGGUGGGCAGGGAAAUGAAACUGAAAUUCCCCCUGUCCUUGAGGUGACAUCACUUCCUCCUCGUCUGGGGGAUUUUCACUCAGAAUACCUAAGCCGUCCACACCCGGCAUUGGACACAGAACAACAGGGCAGAGUUGGACUUGGUGGGGCAUGUUCCUGCUCACCUGCACACCCUGCACAGCUCGAGGGCUUUUGGGGCCACUUCCCUGUGUUCUCCAAGGGCUGCUGGACUGAGAAGGAAGGCUCAGCCACGCGAUCUGCUCUGCGGCGGGCAGCAUGCAAAGGACCUGAGCAGCGGGCGUCCAGGGUCUCCUGGUCUCUGCUAGGCCCAGGCCCUCAACUCCCUACAGUAAAUGCACGUUCCUCAGCUAAUCCUCUUCCUCUGGCUGAUGUGGAGAAGCAGAGACACCAUAAGGCACCCAGUGCUGAGGGGGAGGGAUUUUCACCACACCCCGUGGCUUACUUGGGUGACACCUCCGUCUCCCUGGCUACCGAGAAAGCAGCAUCCACGACUCAGUGAGGUGCUUGAGGAAGCCCAGCCAAGAUGGCUGGAUUUCAGGCCCUUGUUUUGUGGUGACACGGUGUCUCUUUGGGGCUCAAUUUGUUUGUCCUCUUGGUUCUCUGUGUUUGUGAAGAUGCCUUGCCCGGCGGCACAGAGAGAAGCCCCUCAAAAGAGCACUGGCUCUCGGGCUUGCUUUCUUGCCAGCGUGACCGGCUGAACAUGGCCCUGGGUGGGAGCUGGCUUUGAACAGAGCUCUCUGCUCCAUCUAACCAUUGGACCGUUGCCAACACCUCUCCCAGAGCCGCACCUGGGGAAAGGAGCCCACAGUCACUGUCUCUUGUCAUCACCCCAAAAUAGAAUUGCACUUCCUAGUGCUCACCCUGGGGGUGUGCAGCGAAGCCAGCCUGGCUGGGGUGAAGGGGCCCUGCAGAAGGAAGCUGGGUGUUUGGGGAAGCCUGUGAGCAAACAUGUCUGCCCUGGGGGUCUUAGAGGAGAGUGUGUGUGUGUGUGUGUGUGUGUGUGCAUGCUGAGACAUGAAAGAAAGUGCUAGUGUGUGUGGAGGGGGCUGUUCCUUUCUCUCCUUCCACAGCCCUCCCUUCUCCGAGGGGGAGGGAUAGGGCAGCCAUUAUGGAAGGUAAUAGAAGAAGGAAAGAAUUUCUGAGUCAGAAGUAACUGUCAGUGAACGUAGCCUGUGCCCCUUUAACUCUGAAUCCCACGUUUCUCUGAUCCCCACGUUGCCUCUGGAAGAAAGGGAGAAAGAAGGUGAUGGAUCCUGGGAGGGAAGAGAAAAUAGCCUGGAGAGGAAGGAGGGUGUGAGCAUGAGGGAGGAGCGGCUCCAGCCUCCAGGAACGAAAGCGCAGAAGGAAAAGGCCAAAGCAUUUCAGGAGGCGAAGGAGCAGCAUGAGAGACACAAGGGAGGGGAAGAGGCAAGAGGUUACGUGGGAUGACAAGGAAGACAUUGGGGUAACGAGCCAGCGCAGACAAGCCAGGAAGGAGGGCCCAGGCAGGUGAAGGAAGAAUUAGAGCGGAGAAAUGAACGGGGUGGAGGGCGGGGGGCAAAGACACCACAAGGAUGAAGACUCACGAAGGAGGGGACCUAAUAAGCUAUUUUGGUGCUAGGUAACGUGAACGUGCUACAGUAAAUACAAGCCAAAAGUGAUGUUUGAUUUUACAGUAUUUACAAACCAUAUGCUUCCAACAGCCCACGAGCUCCAUCCAUUUGUCUGACUAUGUGGGAGGACCAGCCCCAGUUAAGACAGAAACAAUUUGGUUCAGCCCAGUUUUUGUACCUUGAAACACUUCUCAGGAAAGCAGUAAUAAAAGCAGUGCCCUUGUUUCGCAGAGCGGUGUCUAGUGUCUG
Messenger RNA from Talpa occidentalis (Iberian mole), 3123 nucleotides. It is a transcript of the gene GRAP2, whose product is annotated as GRB2 related adaptor protein 2. The coding region runs from base 281 to 1015 and encodes 244 amino acids. The record is from RefSeq and is a predicted model, not a curated record. Gene Ontology annotation, molecular function: protein binding. NCBI's taxonomy places the organism in Eukaryota, Metazoa, Chordata, Mammalia, Eulipotyphla, Talpidae. The transcript is spliced from 7 exons.